Messenger RNA from Saccoglossus kowalevskii, 7302 nucleotides. RefSeq lists its product as uncharacterized. Gene Ontology annotation, molecular function: phosphatidylinositol-4,5-bisphosphate binding; actin filament binding. Gene Ontology annotation, biological process: actin filament severing; barbed-end actin filament capping; actin polymerization or depolymerization. Gene Ontology annotation, cellular component: cytoplasm; actin cytoskeleton. The record is from RefSeq and is a predicted model, not a curated record. NCBI's taxonomy places the organism in Eukaryota, Metazoa, Hemichordata, Enteropneusta, Harrimaniidae.
UCUGCUUUGACAACAAAAGACACACAGCUCAUAGAGAUGAUGAAGGAACGUGCAAAGAAGAUUCGUGAAGAAGAAGAUGAGGAGAUGUUUCAGGCAGCAGAAAGAGAACUCUUUUUAAAAAGCAAUGCAAAAGACUCAGAAAAUAAACCAACUGCUGAAGAACUCAUUGAGAAAAAGAUUGAAAAACCACAAAAGUUGGACAUAUCAAUGUGGGAAAAACAAAGUCCAGAUGUAUUAAAACCUAAGCGAUUUGUUCGUCCCAAAUCGCAUCGAGGAAAAACGGUGGACAUUGGAGAAAUUAGGAAAGCUGCUGAAGAAUCUGCUCAGCAAGCAAGUCCAUUUAAACAUGAGGGCACACCUACUUGCCCUGAACGACAUGUGACUACCCCUGCUUAUGUAGAUGUACCUGCUACCAAACCACCAGUUCCCACCCCUUCAUCCACUAUAUCACAAGAAGUAGAGGCAGAUAGACGUAAACCUUGUGAUCAACAUGAACUCAAAGAACCUGAAAAACAAGACCUUGAUGCAACAUCAGCAGAACGCUACAGUUCCCCGUUUCACCGAAUCCCACAUUUCCUGCUGUCGCCUGAUGGGGGCGAUGCACAGCAUGAUAAACUUAAGCACCGCAGACAAAGCCAAAGGUUUAGGACACAGCCGGUAACGAAACCGGAGGUACUGGCUGCCAAACAGCUGACUUCAGUGGAUGGCGCAGAAAAUGAAAAUGAAAAAGACGAAUUGUCACAGAUGAGCGUCUCUGAGAAAAAAAAAUUGUUUUUGCAAAUGCAGAAGGAGCAGGCCGAAUUGAAAGCCGCUGAAGCAAAACGUGGUAAACCAAAACGUUUUGCACGGAGGUUACGAAGUUCUGAAAGGUCACAGACCCAACCAGUGACACUGGAAGAAGUAAAAACUGCUGCAACAUUGGCAGAAGAGGAGGAAGAGGCACGUGUGAGAGCAAAAAUUGAGGAAGAAAUCAGGAAAGCCAAAGAAGAUGUGAAAGAAGAAGAUAAACUUUCUCAACUCAGUCUAGCUGAAAAAAUGAAUCUCUUUAAAAAUAUUGCCGAAACCCCUCCAGAAAAACCUCCCCCGAAACGAGUUUUGCCAACACGUAAGAAAAAACGUCAAGGAUCACGGUAUAAAACGCAGCCUGUCACAAUUGAGGAGUUGCAAAGUGCUAAAAAAAUCUCACCACUUGCUAUCAGCUUCAGCAAACCUCCCGACCCUGAGCUAUUAGCGACUCUGCCCCUGUCAGACCAGAUCGCACUUGUGUAUGGAGACACUGGGGGCAGUACUGCAACCCCCGAACCAAGCGGUUCAACUAAACCAAAAUCGGUUCUCAGGAGAAGCUCUGUUUCUAACAUCGCUGAGAACAGAGGGAUUCUUAAAGAAUCGGACAAAAAAGAGGAUGAUAAAGAUAGACCACGCGGCAUCCUUAAAUCUGAAAAAUCUGAAGAACGUGAAGAUAUUCACAAAGAAGUUCGAAGUAUUUUAAAAAGUGAGAGACGAGACUCUGACGAUUCGUUACCUGAAAGGGUGAGGGGAAUUCUGAAAUCUGAAAGGCGAAGCUCUGGAUCUGAGGAGGGAGAACGCAGUAUCUUGAAGAAAACUGAUUCCAUCGAAAGUACAUCAGAUGAGGGCAGUCCAAGACGAUCAGUCAAACCAGAAAAGGGUAUGUUGAAACAGCCAAGUCCAGAUCCAGUGAGGAAGCAUGCCGGAGUCAUAAAACAUUCCCCACCAAAGACAACACCAGAAAGGUUCAAAACACAGCCAAUUGAAAGUCCGGAAAGUGCAACCAAGAAGAGACAUUUACAUAAAUAUUCUCUGGAUCCGGAACGACACAAAACUCAACCAAUCACAGUGAAGGAAAUAGAGGCUGUGCAGAUGCCAACAGAAGGGAUGCCGAAGUCAUCAUCAAUAGCAGACAGACUUGCUGCAUUGAAAAAGAAUGGUGAUGAUAAUUGGAAAAAACGAAUCGAAAAGUACGAUGACUCUCCAACGACGAAUUCCAAGGAAUCAGUAGGCGAAAAUGGCACAAUAAACAACAUGGACGAAGUGAAACUACGAGAUAAGUCCAACCUGUCAAAUGGAGGACGACCUCAGAGUGUUGCUGAACGUUUACAACAGUUACAAGAAUGUGAACAUACGUGGAAAGACCGAGUAGAGACGCACGAUGCCCAUAAACAUACGGUCGCUGGCAAGCUGUUAAAAGCUGGUAAGGAAGUAACUCCUGCUCGGGCGCGGCGACCAAGGAAAGCACGGCCGUUAUCAGGAUCUUUCAAAUUACCUGAAGGAAUGCUGGAGGGUAAACCAAAAGAGGGGCAGAAGCAGUCUCCACUCGCUGCCAGCAAAUCAAAGGAGGAGAUUGAAUCUAAAAUAUAUGGGAGUAGCAGCUCCACUACAUCGUCUGAUUUCACAUCAGAGUCGGAAUUAGAACCUCAGCCGACUGCCGUGGAAAUACAUCAACCAGACAAUGAGGAUUUCACAGAAUUUUUCAAAAGUUCAUCGGUGACUGUGGAGAAAAGUUUUUCAAAACUAACGACAAAAAGUGAAACAAUUCAUGAGGUUGAUGUGUCAGACUUUGAUUUAUUGGCUGGUGCUGCCAAGCCAAUGCUCACACCACUUGGAGUACAAAAACGGACUGCAAUGCCACAGAGGCGUGCUAAGGCUUCGAGUAAUCCAUUGAAAACAUUAAAAGCAAGACCCGACGUGAAAUCGGAAUAUACUGAGAUUAGGGCAGGUCAUGCUGAGCGUGAAUUCAAACGAACAAAGAAGGAGCAGAUUGAGAAAGAAUCAACAUUUGCUUCCAGUGCUCUCGCUGGCCUUGCAAGUACGGAAGAUUUCAGCAAUGUAGCUCUUAGAAAGACAUCAGAUGUUCUAGCUGCUGACCAAUCAGCUCUGUUAUUACCAUAUAAGGACGUUAUGCUUUUACAAAUCAAAGGUCGGCGUUCAGUGCAAGUGAGACUAGUUGAACCAGUCCCAGCAUCACUAAACAAAGGCGACUGUUUUGUGUUAGUUACACCAAAGGCGCUGUAUCUAUGGCAAGGAGAAUAUGCUAAUGUGAUCGAGAAAGCGAAGGCAGGUGAAGUUGCUCAGACGAUCCAAGCUAAGAAAGAUCUUGGAUGUAAAGCAGGUGCUAUUACAAUGAUAGACGAAGAGAAAGGAGAGUUUAUGGGACAGUACAGAGCUUGGAGGAACUUCUUUGAAACCAUUGGAGGCAGAGAUAAAUAUGGAGAUGCUGGACCCCCAGAGGAAGAUGAGGAUUACGAGGUGUUUUUGACGGAAGCCAAUAUGAUGUACACUGUGACAGAUGACUCCCUAGUACCAAUAGAAGAAUACUGGGGGGUUUCCCCUAAAGUAGCAAUGUUAGAUUCCACUCAGGUAUUAGUGUUUGAUUUUGGGAGUGAGUUGUACAUAUGGCAAGGAAGACAGUCAUCGUUACCAGCACGCAAGAUGGGUGUCAGAUUAGCUAAGCAAUUAUGGGAUACCGGAUUUGAUUAUUCAGAUUGUGAAUAUAAUCCCUUCUAUCCUAUGGAUCAUAACAAACCAAAGAAAGGUCAACGACCACCAUGGGCUCUUUUUGCUAAGGUGAAUGAAAGAGUGGAGACCGUCUUAUUCCGGAGUAAAUUUCAAGAUUGGCCAGAUGAUUCCCGGAUAAUUAAAGUUAAAGGGCCAGAAACUGAAGAACAAAAGGGUGAAGUUAUGGAAUUGAAACCAUACGAUGCAAAAAUGAUGGCGACUCCAAACAAAGAGAAACCCUACCUGGUCUUAGAAGGUGUUAAUGUUGGAAGAGGAACCGGUUUGGACUGUAAUGAGAGAAAGGAUAAACAAAUAGAAGGUUACUACGACAAAGUUGAAAGGCGUGGUACGGUGAUUACGACACUGUCUGUUGUAACAUGGCAUGUUUUAGAAUAUGAACACAGUAUAGUACCGAAGGAAUCUUUUGGUCAAUUCCAUGAAGGUGACACAUACGUAGUACGAUGGCAGUUUAGGGUUGAAGCUGCUGACAUGAAAGACCUAAAGGGGAAUCUAUCAAAGAGAGCAAAAGGUCAUGGCAAAGAAAAAUGUGCUUACUUCUUUUGGCAGGGAUUAAAGAGUACUAUUAAUGAAAAAGGAGCUUCAGCACUGAUGACUGUAGAGUUAGAUGAAGAAAGAGGACCACAGAUUCGUGUCGUGCAAGGAAAAGAGUCUCCAGCUUUCCUUCAGUUAUUCCAAGGUGCGAUGGUCAUCCAUAUUGGCAAGAGAGAAGAAGAGGACACCAAUACGCAAGGGGCCUACAGACUUUACUGCGUUCGUUCAGAGGACCCAAGCGAAGGAUUCCUCGUAGAAGUACCGUGUACUGUGCAAUACCUUAGAUCUAGAACAGCAUUUAUUCUGUUAAAUCUAGAACACCUCAAGAGAAACAAAGCUGAAAUUAUUCUUUGGUUUGGUUCCAAAGCCUCUUCUGCGAUCCGCAAAGUAGCGAAGGCCACAGCCAAUCAACUCAAAGAAAGACGCCCGUUAGAAUGCAGUUUAAGUAAAGAAGUUGAAGUGAAAAUAACUGAAAUGGAAGAAGGAGAUGAGAGUACUUUAUUCUGGAAAGCAUUGGGAGAAAAGAGAAGCAAGAAAUCAACUUAUAACUGCCUUAUAGACACGCCCCUCACUUAUGACUACUCUGCACGUUUAUUUCACUUGACAAGUACAUCUGGUGUGUUUGAAGCUAUAGAAAUCUUAAAUCCGAGUAGAUCAGAUCGAUUCAUUUCUCCAUUUCCGUUCUUGCAGUCCGAUUUAUACAACGUUUCACAACCUGCCCAAUUUUUAUUUGACAAUCACACGGAGAUGUACUUAUGGCAAGGUUGGUGGCCGGAAGACAGAGAUGAAGCCCAUUAUGGUACCGGCUCGGCCAAAAUGAGAUGGGAUCAAGAUAGGAAAUUAGCCAUGGAAACUGUAAUGGAUUACUGUCAAGAGAAAUCUUCUAAAAAGCCAGUUAAAGCUUAUAUAGUCGACGCUGGACUAGAACCAAUGACAUUUACAAAUUUGUUCCCUUACUGGCAUCAUCCCAAAGAAGUGGAAGAACUGAACAGAAAGGAGGGUAAGACUGGUGAUGUUUUGUUAGUCAAGGACGUCCUAGCACAGUUGACCAAAUCAAGAUAUACAUUGGAGGAAUUAAAAGUGCGCCCUCUACCAGAAGGUGUAGAUCCAUCUAAACUUGAAGCAUACCUAUCAGAUGAAGAAUUCCAGAAAGUACUGGAAAUGUCAAAAGAAGAAUUCUAUCAACUACCACCAUGGAAGCAAAACAAUCUGAAAAAGGAUCAUGUACUUUUCUAAUCGCAGUGGAAAAAAAAGCUUUUCAUGGAAAUGAAUGCAAAGGAAUUUUGACUUGCAAUUGCUAUAGUGGUUGCCAUGGAUACAAAAAUGUUUUUACGAAUGUAUGCAUUUGCUGAUUGUGUUUUGAUUAUGACUACAAGACGUUACAGAAAGAAAGAUGACAUAUCUGUUAUGAAUCUUGAAAUCUUGUUUGAUGAAACGUUAAAGAUAGUGUGUGUUCAUAUGUAGUGUAUAAAGACUUCAUCCUGUUGCUAAAUACGCCAAGUCAUCAUGGAAUGCCGAGAGGAAAUCUACGCAUUAUAUCAACUUCUGUCAAAUUAUUUUACAAAACUCAAACACCAAUGGUCAUCUGAACAUUGUAGUGAUUAAUCUGUUUCCAUGGCAACUCACAGCCAGUUUGUGCAAUGUAUUGUGAGUGUCGUCUGCUGCCAUUUUGUAUUAGACGUUCAUACCACAUAGUAACAGUGUCCAUAGCAACAAGUUAAAACAAAUCUGACAAUCAUUUUAAAACAUGUUUUUGACUGUACUUUUGUUACCUUUUUUAUAUGUAGUUAAUUUAUAUUUUUUGUUUUUGUUGUUUAAUAGUUAUAACUCUAUGCUGCCUUCAAAUAAUCAUGCAAUUUAUAAUGGUAAUGAACCUGCCUUGUGAAAUUUGACUCUGUCUUCCAGGUUUGCCAAAUUACAAUCCGUUAGCUAUGACCUUUGAAAACAUUACAAGUAUGCUAUAUUAUGAUAUAAAUUGAUUUUCAAAGAAGCAAAAAUUUAAUAUCGACUCAUUCUCUUAAAAACUCACUGUUAGUAAGUUAAUUCAGAUUGCCCAAAAGAUUCUUGGGCGGUUGGUUGAAGUGGUGCUUAUAUGGUCAAAGGGUAUGAAUGAAUGAAUGAAGGAAGGCCAAUAGUGUUACGAUGUAUAAAUGUAUGACAUUUACAGUUUUUUUUAUUCAUCUUCCUUCUGGGGUGCUAGAAUUCUACAAUUGUCUGAUUUCUGGACUCGGAGAUAAACUUGAUAACUGACAAUCAUCUUAUUUUGGGUGACUCUUGCGUAUCUAUGGAAUCGGCUUUACAACUUUUUUUCUGAAUUUUUAAGAGACCUUUAAUUCAAGCCUAUACACCAGUGUAUCUAUUGAACGGAUUGGUUCUUACAGAAGUAGCUUAGACAUCUGACUUUGGUUUGACAAGACUGAACCCAAACAAGAACUGCUUUAAGUUUACAGCUGUUGUAGAUGUAACUUUAAAAGUUACAAAUAUGCUGCAAAGACACUCCAGAUAAUAUUAUUAACUAACAAACUUAACUUUCAGACUCCCAGCCCACCUUAUGUCUUAAGGAGAAUGGCCAGUUGGUUGAUUUACAUUUCAAAAUAAAUGAACUUAUUUCUUAUAUCAAUAAAGCUAAAUAGCUCCCUCUGUGGUGGUUUUUAUUCAUUGUUUUUUUUAACUUUAAUAAAACGUUUUUGAUUUGAAAUGAGUGGAGGUUUUUUUGAUUCAAACCGUGGAAAGUAACACUAGAGAGUGCUGUUCCUAUAAGCGUUGCCAACUGGCAGACUGGUAAGUUUUUAUAUCAUAAAUGUAGAUUUUUUUUGUAUUUAUAUUUCAAUUAUUGUUUUAAAAAGAAUAAUCCAACAUGUUCAAAGGGUGCUCAAUAUAUAUUAUCUGCAUAUCAUGGUUACCAUAGCAAUGGGUGGAUAUUUGUAGUUUGUGAUUUUUUUUUUUGUAAAAAAAAUUGUAAAGAUAGUAAAAAAAAUGAAAAUGUCAUUUGUGAUAAGAAGGAACUUGAAGAUAGUCUGAAAAAUAUUUGUAUUAUUGUUUUAGUCGUCAACAGUGUAAAUAUGUUUCCUUGCACACACCUCUGUAUGGAAUAGUAUAGUCCAGUUAUCAUAGUGUAGUAAUGUACCACAUCUCGGGGUGGUGAAGAGAUUUGGCAGGGUUAGUUUCUGCUUUUAUGGGUGAAUUUGAUUAUGUACUUACAUCAAUCGCAAAUAAAGUCGCCUUGUGUUAAACAGA